Wickerhamiella sorbophila is the source of this 1203-nucleotide messenger RNA. RefSeq names its product Esterase. The record is from RefSeq and is a predicted model, not a curated record. NCBI's taxonomy places the organism in Eukaryota, Fungi, Ascomycota, Dipodascomycetes, Dipodascales, Trichomonascaceae. The transcript has a single exon. The coding region runs from base 1 to 1203 and encodes 400 amino acids.
AUGCGUCCGUGGAGUUCGUUCGAUGUGGUGUUUUGGCUGAUGUUGGCAUUGCUUGAAGUAGGCGCCCAAAUAGGGCCCUUUGGCGCAUUGUAUUUCGCAUUUGGAAUUAUACCCUACUUGUUCGUCUCGGUACCCUGGAACCUUUUCCUCAAUUUUAAAGUGCGAACAUGGGACAGGCGCAGUGGAUAUAGCCGGUUGGCUACUCCGUUUGAGUUUGCGGCAACGAUCUUUGCCAAAAGUCUGCUAGAGAAUUUCAAUCUCCACGAACUGGGGCCAGCUUUGUUUGGGCAAACUACUGCCGAAGCCCUGUUCGAUUAUCGUCAAAGCAUGUUCACCCGCGAAGGACUAGGAGAUAUUGAGCACUAUGCGCUGGAUCCUGAUCAAAACCUGCCGGGAUUUUGGGUUGAGUCUCGGAAAACUCCAGUAGACCUCGAAAACGACGUGAUCAUCUACUAUGUCGUUGGUCCAGGCGUUGGCGGAGAGUCCGCGCAUUGGAGCCUAGAAUUCUUUUACUAUUUUCUUGUUUCUUUGAAUCAACAGGGAUUCUGCAAUCCAGCCAUUUUUGUUGCCGACGUCUCUAAAGCCAAAGACUGGCAGGAGGCAAUGUCAACUGUAAUUGAUACCUAUGAGACAGUGGCGGCGGUCAAUUGUAAAACUCUGGUGCUAUCUGGCCAUGCCGGAGGUGCUACGCUCGGUCUUAGUCUGCUGCUGCACCUGGCCCAGCCGUUUGAUGGUCUACGUCAACUCAAUGCACCCAGCCGCCGCCCGGACGCCGCAGUGUUGAUGUCGCCAAUCAUGGAUCUUAAUAGACGUCGCGUGUCGAGCAAGGAUAAUAUUGACUACUUGUCUACUCGUGCAUUAGCACGGUAUGCCAAGAGCUAUGUACCAAAGCGCCUUCAAUCUGCAGAUUACACCCGUCCGGGGUUGGUCAAUGACCUCGAUCUGUGGUCCAGAGCUUUACCAAAUCGUGGUAUUUUUAUUUCUGCUGGUAGUGAAGAAGUGCUUCUGCCAGAAGUCAAAGAAUUUGCUUUCCAUCUCCAGAAUUCCCACAAGGUCGCGCUGGAAAUCGAAACCGCCCAACUGCACGCAUGGCCGUUAUGGUUGGUAAAUACUGCCCGCACACGACUGGAACAAACUGCGGGGGUAGGUCGACUGGGAUGCCAGAUUUCACAAAUGAUUUUAUGGGAUGCGGCCCGCAAUUAG